Messenger RNA from Closterium sp. NIES-67, 659 nucleotides. NCBI's taxonomy places the organism in Eukaryota, Viridiplantae, Streptophyta, Zygnematophyceae, Desmidiales, Closteriaceae. The record is from the annotation of a GenBank genome assembly.
GAAGCACUUCCCCUGAAAUUGCUGGGAUGAGGCGUUCACGGCUGUGGGAUGAAUGAAAGUCUCAAGGGAUUUCGGCUUGCCUGCUAGAUUCAGUUGCAUCCUGUAACUAGAGAGCUUGUUAGUCCUCCUGAGCACUCCGUGGUUUUUAGUCCGUCGAACUUCGAUCUUUCCUGCGUAUCAUGGCGGGGUACGUUAGUCUCCGCGGUUCCGACGACCCGCAAGAUGAGGGUCUGCUGGGCGGCACGAGCAGCCACGCGGGCGAGGACUGGAAGGUCCGUCUCGCCACGAUGGGAAAGAAGAUGGGCGAAUCGAUGACGGCCGUCGGCGGGAAACUGACAGAAUCCAUGACGGAAAUCGGCGGCAAGAUGAAAAACAUCUUCCACACUCCUACCCUCGCGGACCGUCUAGUCGAAGAAGCAACGGACGAGAUCUUAAUCUCGCCCGACUGGGGCCGAAACCUCUUAAUCUGCGACCUGGUCAACUCGGGGAAGCUCCAGGGCGGCGAGACGGUGCGCGCGAUUAAGAAGCAGCUGGCGUCGCGGAACUCGCACGUGCAGAUGCUGGCCUUAGCGCUACUCGAGAUGGCGUGAAGAACUGCUCGUCGCUCUUCUCCGACGUGGCGAACGAACGCGUGCUGGACGACAUGGUGCGCGUGGUGG